AUGGCCGCGAGCGACAGGACCCGCGGCCGCGGUUGGAGCCGGAGCCGCAGUUGGAGCCGCAGUUGGAGCAGGAGUCGCAGUAGGAGCAGGAGCCCGAGGGACCGAGCGGCGCGGAGGAGCAGGAGCCGGUCGCGCGAUGGGUCGAGGAGCAGAUCCCGGCGACGUCGGCACGAUUCUUCGUCGUCAUCCUCGGACGGCGAGGAUGACCGCGGCGGCGGUCGGCGCCACGACUCCCCGUCCUCGUCUCCGUCCAGGUCACGCUCGCGAUCCCGGGAACGCGCCGGGGCGGACGACGCGGAGGAACGUCGCAGGAAGACCGAGAGGAAGGAGAGGAAAGCCGCCAAGAAGGCUGAGAAGAAGCGGCGGAAGCGCGAGAAGAAGGAGCGGCGGCGCGAGCGCAAGGAGACGAAGCGCGCCGCCAAGAAGAAGCGAAGCCGCGACGCAUCCAACGACGCGUCCGACCCCGACGACGGCGGCGAUGCGAACGACGCGCCGCACGACGACGACGCCGGAAAACCCAAGCGGCGUCCGAAGGGUGGCGGCCUGCAGAUGCGAUCCGCGGAGAUCGUCGCGCGUGAAAAGGCUGAGAGAGAAGCGGCGGAGGCCCGGGCAGCCGCCGAACGCGCGCGCGCCGCCGCCGACGCCGACGCCGAGGCCGCGCGCAUCGCCGAGAGGGAGAAGCUCAAGGCUGAGGAGGCGAUGCGCGCGGCGAACGUGGACAUGGACCACGAGCCUGUGCCCGGGUUUGGAGCCGCGAUGACGCUGGAGCAGUAUCGCGCCAUGGCCGCGGGCAAGGCGUACAUGAAGGGCACGCUGCACGCCACGCCCAAGGAGGAAAAGGCGGAGAUGGACGACAAGGCCAAGAAGGGUUUCUGGCCGUGCCAAUCGUACAAGUGCACGAAGAGCGGGAGCAAUCACAUGAAUCCGAAAUACGCGGAUAAGUGCACGCGAUGCGGAGCGAUGAAACCGUUGGGCGCGGGCUCGGAGGUGUUCCACCACGGCAUGAGCGAGAAGACGUACCUGCAGAACCAGUCCAAGUACAGGUGA
Molecule: messenger RNA, 1047 nt
Organism: Micromonas commoda
Lineage: Eukaryota; Viridiplantae; Chlorophyta; Mamiellophyceae; Mamiellales; Mamiellaceae
Exons: 1
Coding region: 1-1047 (348 amino acids)
Source: RefSeq, a predicted model, not a curated record